Messenger RNA from Pyrus x bretschneideri (Chinese white pear), 1169 nucleotides. RefSeq names its product transcription factor MYB106-like. Bases 24 to 1169 code for a protein of 381 amino acids. Lineage: Eukaryota; Viridiplantae; Streptophyta; Magnoliopsida; Rosales; Rosaceae. The transcript is spliced from 3 exons. The record is from RefSeq and is a predicted model, not a curated record.
AGCUAGCUAGGGUUUCAAACUAAAUGGGGAGGUCUCCAUGCUGCGAAAAAGUGGGUUUGAAAAAGGGGCCGUGGACUCCAGAAGAAGACCAAAAGCUCUUAACUUGCAUCGAAGAGCAUGGCCAUGGAAGCUGGCGAGCCUUGCCAGCAAAAGCAGGGCUCCAAAGAUGUGGGAAGAGCUGUCGUCUAAGGUGGUCCAAUUACCUGAGGCCCGAUAUCAAAAGAGGAAAUUUCAGUUUGCAAGAAGCGCAGACCAUCAUUCAGCUCCAUGCUCUUGUCGGAAAUAGGUGGUCAGCUAUAGCAAGCCAUUUGCCGAAGAGGACAGACAACGAGAUCAAAAACUACUGGAACACACAUCUCAAGAAGAGACUAACCAAGAUGGGCAUCGACCCGAUGACUCACAAGCUGAAGCACCACGAGGGUCAUGCCAAGGACGCUGCCAACAUAAGCCACAUGGCGCAGUGGGAGGGUGCCAGGCUCGAAGCCGAGGCCAGACUUGGCAAGGAAUCCAAGCUUGUCAUAACCAACGCUAACCCUUUCCAACACCACCUCAUGAUCAGCAGCUCCCCCAACCCUGCUCACCAAGUAUUACACGUCCGCAACGCCCCGCCGGCGCUUCCGUGCCUGGAUGUGCUCAAAGCAUGGCAAGAGGGAUGCUCGUUGACAACAAACUCAACAAUUAGAAACAACGUUAACAGUUCGAUGUUUUCGGGUGGUUCUAUGACGGACGUGGACGACCUUGAAUCUCCGACGUCCAAGUUGAACUUGAGGCACGUUAAUAACGUGUUUAAUCCUCCCCCCAUGCUAAACAUAAACAAUGGUUUUCCAUGCGAGUCCGGGGUGUUGCAGAACAAUGAUAAUGUUACCUCUGCUUGUACGGAUGCUAGUGCUGCAUGGUUUGCGGACGGUUUUAGGUCAGGGAAUGUUGAUGAGGAGAAGAAUGUGGUUGUGCCAGCUGAGCUCUCAAGUAUGGUCAUGGAGGGUUUCACAGAUGUUUUGGUUUACGACUCAGAGGAUCAUCAGCAGAACGCGUCGCUGGGCGGAGAGAUCUCUCGAAAUGGCGGCGACGACGGAAGCUGCGGCGGUCGCGGCUUUGAAGAGAACAGGAAUUACUGGAACAGUAUACUCAAUUUGGUUAACGCUUCAUUGUCUGGGUCGCCUGCGUUUUGA